Neolamprologus brichardi is the source of this 1841-nucleotide messenger RNA. NCBI's taxonomy places the organism in Eukaryota, Metazoa, Chordata, Actinopteri, Cichliformes, Cichlidae. The record is from RefSeq and is a predicted model, not a curated record.
CCGGAAGCAAAAGUCAUUUUUCUUGCGCUACCUUGAAAAUAAAGUGGAGGCUGGUUGAAAGCGCUUCGUAAGUCAUGUAAAAAAUGUUUACAACAUGACUCUGUUUAUGUGGGGCAGCUAGGAGUCUAAAUAUCCACGCGAGACUCCUUGGAGAUCGGGCUGUUGGUUUGGCGACACGCUGCGGAUGAUACAUCCCAGCUAGCCUAAAGCUGCUAUAGUUAGCUAGCUACUACUCGCCAGGUUUGACUUUCUUGUGCUUUCCAAGCUGAUAGCGCAGUGAGUGAUGUGGAAAGUAACGUUUCAAGCGUUCGGUGUUUUGCUGUUGGCGUGGUUGUUGGGAAACUUUGUUCUGGGCUGGUUUCAGCAAAACACCAAAGCCCAAACGCAGCACAGCGAGCAGCAUCCGAGCAGAACCUCGGAGAGCCAGGACCAGAGCUGCUUCUGCUACCUCACAGGCGUCCUGGACGACUGCUUCUGUGACGUCGAAAGCAUCGACAUUUUCAACAACUUCAAGCUCCACCCUCGCAUCAGGAAGCUGACAGAGAGAGACUACUUCAGAUACUACAGGGUGAACCUGAAGCGACCGUGUCCUUUCUGGCCUGAUGACGGACACUGCUCCAUCAAAGACUGCCACGUGGAGCCCUGCCCAGAGAGCAAGGUUCCUGUUGGCAUCAAGUCUGGGAACUACAACAAGUACUCGCAGGCGGCCAAUACGAUGUCGGACGUGGUGGAGUGCCAGCAGGCCAAGGAGCUGGGGGCCAUCAACAGCACGCUGAGUAACCAGAGUAAGGAGGCGUUCGCUGACUGGGCGAGACACGACGACGCUCAGGAUCACUUCUGUGAGCUGGACGAUGAGACGUCUCCAGAUGCCGAGUAUGUGGAUCUGCUCCUGAAUCCGGAGCGAUUCACCGGAUAUAAGGGUCCGUCCGCCUGGAGAGUGUGGAACAGCAUCUACGAGGAGAACUGCUUCAAGCCCAGGUCGGUGUAUCGACCUCUGAACCCUCUGGCUCCCAGCAGAGGAGACGAUGAUGGAGAAGGUUUCUACACCUGGCUUGAAGGUGGGUUCUGCCUCGUGUGCUCACGCCUCCACCACCCAGAGGAGUUUCGUCUGCAUUUCAAGAACAUCUCCAGGAUCAUGGACUGUGUGGGCUGCAGUAAAUGUCGCCUCUGGGGGAAACUGCAGACUCAGGGUCUGGGUACUGCUCUGAAGAUCCUCUUCUCUGAGAAGGAGAUCAAGAACCUUCCUGAACACAGCCCCUCCAAAGGCUUCCAGCUCACUCGUCAGGAGAUCGUGGCCUUGAUGAACGGCUUCGGCAGGUUAUCCACCAGCAUAUAUCAGCUCCAUCACUUCCGUCAGCUGUUGGAGGAGAAGAGGUAACAGGAGGCGACGCUCCACCUGGACAGCAGGCGCCCCACACUGCAGCCGUCUACCUGCUCUCAGAAGAAGGACCUGAGGACCAGCAGUGACCCUGUUUUUGUCCCAAGAACCGCCCCUCUAUAAGCCCCUCCCCCCCGUCACACAUCAUGAAUGUUAAUUCUUCAGCCUCCUCUCGCCUUCACCAGAAAAGAUUUGGAACAUUUAAACGACACGUUUUUCUCUGCUCGUGAAACUUGUCCUCAAAUUAUUUUUGAAAAGUAAAAAGAUGUUGAUGUAGGACAACAGGAACGGAGCGAGGCCUCGGCGCCGAGAGGCCCAGCAGGAGACGCUGCGCCCUCUGCUGACCUCACAUCCUGUUGUCUUUUAUACUGACACCUGAUUUCCUGUAGAAGAAGGAAGGAGUCUGUCAGCGCACAGCUGCCUUUGUGUGUCUUUACGUUUUACUGUUGUUGCUCAUGUCUGC